CAUGGAAAUCAAACCUUUCUGAACCAGAUCUACACAGAGCUCCACAUCACAGAGGGGUUAACUAGAGAGGUCAACCAGGAACAUGAGGUCAGACGGAUUGAAACAGCAUCCAGGAAACAAGAAACAAUCAGGAGAGAAGACAUCUUUAAAGUCCCACCUGGAAGUGAUCAACCAAUCAGAACAGUGAUGACCAUGGGAGUGGCUGGCAUUGGGAAAACACUGUUAACACAGAAGUUCACUCUGGACUGGGCUGAAGGCAGAACCAACCAAGACAUUGAUUUCAUAUUUCCAUUCACUUUCAGAGAGCUGAAUAUGUUGAAAGAAGAACAUUUCAGCUUAGUGGGACUGAUUCAUGAACGCUUCACUAAAACCAAAGGAAUCAGCAACUUUGAAAUGUUCAAGGUUCUGUUCAUCUUUGAUGGUCUGGAUGAGAGUCGACUUCCUCUGGAUUUCCACAAGACUAAAAUGUUAACUGACCCUGAAAAGUCCACCUCAGUGGAUGUUCUGCUGACAAACCUCAUCAGGGGGGAACUGCUUCCCUCUGCUCUCCUCUGGAUAACCACACGACCUGCAGCAGCCAAUCAGAUCCCUGCUGAGUGUGUUGGCAUGGUAACAGAGGUCAGAGGGUUCACUGACCCCCAGAAGGAGGAGUACUUCAGGAAGAGAUUCAGUGAUGAUGAAGAGAAGGCCAGCAGGAUCAUCUCCCACAUCAAGACAUCAAAAACCCUCUAUAUCAUGUGUCACAUCCCAGUUUUCUGCUGGAUCACUGCUACAGUUCUGGAGGAUGUGAUGGAGACCAGAGAGGGAGGAGAGCUGCCCAGCACCCUGACUGAGAUGUACAUAGAGUUCCUGCUGGUUCAGAACAAAAUCAAGGAGGAAAAGUAUGAUGGACAACAAAAGACUAAAUCUAUCUGGAGUCCAGAGAACAGGAAGCUGAUUGAGUCUCUAGGUAGUCUGGCUUUAGAUCAGCUGCUGAAGGGAAACCUGAUCUUCUAUGACAAAGACCUCAAACGUUGCGGCAUCGACAUCACAGAUGCUGCGUUGUUCUCAGGAGUUUUCACUGAGAUGUUUAAAAAGGAGAGAGGAACGCGCAACAUCUCCGUCUACUCCUUUGUUCAUCUGAGCAUCCAGGAGUUUCUGGCUGCCGUCUACAUGCUCCACUGCUUCACCAGCAGGAGGGCAGGGGUCAUCAAAACGUUCCUGGGAGAAGAAUACAAUGAAACAUCUCUAGAUGAGUUCAUGAAGAAAGUCAUGAAGAAAUCCCUCAGCAGUAAAAAUUGCCACCUGGACCUGUUUGUCCGCUUCCUUCAUGGUCUCACUGGGGAGUGCAACCAGAGACUCUUACAGGAUCUGCUGGGUCAGACAGAGAACCGUCCAGAAACCAUCCAGAGAAUCAUCACCAACCUGAAGGAGAUGAACUCUGAUGGAUUCUCUCCUGACAGAAGCAUCAACAUCUUCUACUGUCUGAUGGAGAUGAACGACGUCUCAUUUUAUCCGGAGAUCCAACGGCUGCUGGAUUCAGGGAAGGAGCUCUCAAAGUUUGACUGUUCAGCUCUGGCCUUCAUGCUGCAGAUGUCAGAGGUUCUGGAUGAGUUGGACCUGGAGAAGUACAACACAUCAGAGGAUGGACGACAGAGACUGGUUCCAGCUGUGAGGAACUGCAGAAAGGCUCGUCCUUUGUACAGCUGCAGUUUGUCAGAGACCAGCUGGACGUCUCUGUUCUCAGCUCUGAAGUCCAACCCGACCCAUCUGACAGGACUGAAGUUGAGAGACAGCAACCUGGGAGAUUCUGCAGUGAAGGAGCUCUGUGGUUUUCUACAGAAUGAAGGCUGCAAACUACAAAAAUUUGAAUUUGGGGGCUACAGUUUGUCAGAGACCAGCUGGACUUCUCUGUUCUCAGCUCUGAAGUCCAACCUGUCCCAUCUGAUAGAACUGGAUCUGAGCUACAGCAACCUGGAUGAUUCUGGAGUGAAGAAUUUCUUCACUCCUAAAGAAGGUUUUCUACAGGAUUGUGGCUGCAAAAUACAACAAUUAAGAUUGAUGGACUGUAGGUUGUCAGAGACCAGAUGGACGUCUCUGUUCUCAGCUCUGAAGUCCAACCCGACCCAUCUGAAGGAACUGAACCUGAACAGAACCAACCUGGGAGAUUCUGGAGUGAAGGAGCUCUGUGGUUUUCUACAGACUGAAGGCUGCAGACUGGAGACAUUGGAGUAAGAUUUUAGUUCAGUUAAUAUUUCAGUGAAUAAUUAUCUAUAAUUGAUCAUAAAUCAAAGUUCAUAUCUUCUGUUCUAAUAAAUAUUUUCUGAGUUUGUUCCUGGACUUGGAUCCAGAGUUUAAUUUAGUCCCUCUGUGUAACUGAGUUGGACCUGCUGACCUGAGGUCAGAACAGGACAGCAUUCGGACCCCCAGUGUGUAGAAAUCCCCCUCAUGUCAAGCAGGUCAAAGGUCAUUCAUGAUUGAUGCUUCAACACUUUGAUCAGAACCUGGAAUGAUUUUACUGAC
Poecilia latipinna (sailfin molly) is the source of this 2502-nucleotide messenger RNA. RefSeq names its product protein NLRC3-like. Gene Ontology annotation, molecular function: protein binding. The transcript has 5 exons. Lineage: Eukaryota; Metazoa; Chordata; Actinopteri; Cyprinodontiformes; Poeciliidae. The annotation marks the transcript as partial. The record is from RefSeq and is a predicted model, not a curated record.